Messenger RNA from Dromaius novaehollandiae (emu), 1735 nucleotides. RefSeq names its product RNA polymerase III subunit D (gene POLR3D). Gene Ontology annotation, biological process: tRNA transcription by RNA polymerase III. The coding region runs from base 129 to 1337 and encodes 402 amino acids. Gene Ontology annotation, molecular function: DNA binding. The transcript is spliced from 9 exons. Gene Ontology annotation, cellular component: RNA polymerase III complex. Lineage: Eukaryota; Metazoa; Chordata; Aves; Casuariiformes; Dromaiidae. The record is from RefSeq and is a predicted model, not a curated record.
UAGGCACUGCUUCGGCGGGCCCGGAGCAAACAUGGCGGCAGCGGCGUCCUUCCGGAAAGCCCGGGCCGCGCGGCACGCACGCGCAGUAGGGGCCGCGCGGGCCGUGCCCGGGUUGGGUGAGCACUGGGAUGGCGGAGGGGAGCUCGGGCGGCGACGGCAGCGCGGGGGGCGGCCCCCGCCCGGGUCUGCCCGGGGCGCGGGGGCUGCUCGGGAGGCGCCCGCCGGCCCCCCUCAGCCCUGGGCGCCUGCCCUCCAUCCGCUCCCGCGACCUCACCCUGGGAGGCGUCAAGAAGAAAACCUUCACCCCCAACAUAAUUAGCAGGAAGAUCAAGGAGGAGCCCCGCGAGGAUGUCUCCGUCAAGAAGGAGAAGAAGGAGCGGGAGCGGGACCGGCAGCGCGACGGGCACGGCCGCGGCAGGGGCAGGCCGGAGGUCAUCCAGUCCCACUCCAUCUUCGAGCAGGGCCCGGCCGAAAUGAUGAAGAAGAAAGCCGGCUCCUGGGACAAGACCGUGGACAUGUCGGACUUCGGCCCUUCCCACAUCAUCAACAUCAAGAAGGAGAAGAGGGAGACGGACGAGGAGACGAAGCAGAUCCUGCGCAUGCUGCAGAAGGACGACUUCCUCGACGACCCCGGGCUGAAGAACGACAUGCGGAACAAGCCGGUGCAGCUGCCGCUGGCCCACUCGGGCUGGCUCUUCAAGGAGGAGGCCGCCGAGCAGGAGGACGCCCAGCCCUGGCCCCCCGGCCCCAAGGAGGAGAAGAUGGAGGUGGACUUGCCGGCGGUGAAAGUGAAAGAAGAGCCGUGCGACGGCGAGGAGCCCAAGGAGGCCCUGCCGGCGGCCAGGCCGGCGCAAGCCAAGGGCCCCCCCGGGUACCCGCGGGACGUGGCGGUGGCGGAGCUGCUGCAGCGGCUGAGCCUGUCGCAGGAGGAGGAGCUGCUCUUCCUGCAGCUGCCCGACACGCUGCCCGGGCAGCCGCCCACGCAGGACACCAAGCCCGUCAAGACGGAGCUGCAGAACGAGGAGGGCCAAGUGGUCGUGGUGAAGCAGGAGAAGAGCCAGGAGGCGAGGCAGGCGGAGAACACCUGCACCCUGGCCGACCUGCCGGAGGGGCAGGUGGGGAAACUGCUCAUCCGCAAGUCGGGAAAGGUGCAGCUGGUGCUGGGCAAGGUGACCCUGGACGUGACCAUGGGGACGGCCUGCUCCUUCCUGCAGGAGCUGGUGUCCGUCGGCAUCGGCGACAGCCGCACGGGCGAGAUGAUCGUGCUGGGCCACGUGAAGCACAAGCUGGUCUGCUCCCCGGACUUCGAGGCCCUGCUGGAGCACCGGCACCGGUAGCGGCAGGUCCCCGGCCCCGCGCCAGCGGCCCUUCGUGCCGGCCCUCCCCGUCCGGGAGGCCGUGCGGUGCCCCGACCCUCCGGGUGCCUUCGGGAUGCGGAGCAGCGUCUUUUGCAAGCUCAGACGUGCGGCGCCGACACCGGCAUCUCCUCUGCUCCUCGGGGGGAGCCGCGCCAGGGCCGGGGGCUCCAGCUGCCUCCCCCGGACCCGCUGCCCCCGUUGCAGGUGGGACAAGUGACGUGGCUGCGUGCACAGGGCCUCUUUCACCAAUUUCUAGCUCAGGGGCCGCGUGGGACCCUCAGGGGCCCCCCUGGGCUCUCCGGCAGCGCCCUGCGCCGUGCACCCACCCGUGCUCACGGACGGUGAGAAAAGCAAGAAUAAAAGUCUCCUUCCCCCCG